CAAUGAAGUAAUUCAGUAUAGCAGUACUGUGUUGAGGCCUCUCGAAGAAGUAUUGUUGAAUAAAUUCAUGUUCAUCAAAAUCGUUAUCUAAAAUUCGGUUAUAAAACAACUAUCUCGUUAUGUAAACUUUCAUUACACACCUGGAAGUGCGAUCGCGAAAUCAUAUUAUUUUAAUAGAAACGCGCAUAAAAUUUCAAUUACAGCCACAACGUUAACGUACAAAAAUAUUUCAAAAUGGAUCUAUUAACCUCUAUAUUAUUACUAAUCGUAACUUCGGUGUUAUAUUUUUAUUGGUCCUUGAAAAAAGCGCAUCGAUUUUUCGAGGAUCGAGGAAUACCUUACCUCGAACCUCACUGGUUGUUUGGUAACAUGGGCGAUGUUAUUAUGAUGAAGAAGUCGCUGGGCGAAAAAUACGCAGAAUUUUACAAUAAACUAGCCCCUCACGGGUUUGGUGGAAUAUUCACGAUGAAGAAACCAGCAAUCGUGAUACGAGAUCCGGAUCUUAUAAGGCAUGUUCUUAUUAAAGAUUUCGCAUUUUUCACCGAUCGAGGCAUCAACAUCGUGAAAGAAAUUGAUCCUUUGAGUAAUUCGCUGUUUUCGAUGAAAGGCGAUGAAUGGAAAAAUCUCAGGAUCAAGUUAACAAGCACUUUUACUUCGGGAAAAAUGAAAAUGAUGUUCCCUCUGGUGAAACAUUGCGGCGAAAGGUUGUCGCAAAUUAUCGACGAAGUACCAGACAACGAAACCUUCGAUGUAAAAGAUCUAUUCGCAAGGUUUACCACGGACACGAUAGGAAAUUGCGCAUUUGGAAUAGAAACGAAUUCUUUGAAUAAUCCAGACUCGGAAUUCAGAAUUAUGGGCAAGAAAAUAUUCAGUUACAGACUUGCAGCAGUCAUAAGAACUUUAUGGCCAACCAUGCCUAAAACAUUGAUCAAAAUGUUCAACUUGACAUUCUUCGAUAAACACACGCAAGAGUAUUUCAUAGAUAUCGUCGAUAAAACCAUCAAAUAUCGGGAGAAAAAUAAUAUCACAAGAAACGAUUUCCUCGACUUGUUAAUCGCUUUGAAGAACAACACCACCUUGCAAAAAUUUAAAGUCAGUUCUGCGGAAAAUGAGGAUUUGCAAAAAUUUCUUCAACAAACUGGUGGUAAAUGCGUGAAAAGCGACGUAGACAUGACCAAUGAUUUACUCGCUGCUCAAGCCUUCGUGUUCUUCACCGCUGGUUUCGAAGCAACCUCUAUCGCAUUAGGUUUCGCUUUCUUGGAAUUAUCAUUGAAUAAAUCUAUCCAAGAUAGAGCGCGUCAAGAAAUCCUCGACGUACUUUCAUCCAACGAUGGUAAACUGACUUACGAAGCUCUCAAACAAAUGACAUACGUGGAUAUGAUAAUUGACGAAACUCUUCGAAAAUAUCCAUCGGCUGCCAGACUACCCCGCGUAACCAAUAAAAAUUACGCAAUACCCAAUACCAAAGUGAUAAUACCUGCUCAUACAUCGAUAAUUAUAUCAGUCUAUGGGCUACACUCAGACGAAAAAUAUUACGAUAACCCGAACGAAUUUCGUCCAGAACGUUUCACUGAAGAAGAAAAGGCCAAACGACCGAAUUUUGCUUAUUUACCAUUCGGCGAUGGACCCAGAGUUUGUAUAGCUGAACGAUUUGCAAAAAUGCAAGUCAAAGUUGGUUUGGUCCACGCCCUCAAGAACUUUUCUUACCAAAAAUCACCCAAAAUGAAAUUUCCCAUAGAAUUUAAUAAAAGUUUCGGUUUACUAAGCCCGAAAGAUCCAAUAUUGUUGCAAAAAAUAAAAUUAUAAUUUAAUCUAGGUAUGUACUUACUUAUAUGUAGUAGCAGAUACGAAUUUUGUUAACCAUAUGCAACCAAUAAACCAUGCGGCUACCGCUAGCUGAGCAAGAAGGCUAAUAAAACUGAUACGAAUA
Planococcus citri (citrus mealybug) is the source of this 1930-nucleotide messenger RNA. Its product is annotated as probable cytochrome P450 6a18. The coding region runs from base 235 to 1806 and encodes 523 amino acids. The transcript is spliced from 6 exons. Lineage: Eukaryota; Metazoa; Arthropoda; Insecta; Hemiptera; Pseudococcidae. Gene Ontology annotation, molecular function: heme binding; monooxygenase activity; iron ion binding. The record is from RefSeq and is a predicted model, not a curated record.